This is a messenger RNA of Felis catus (domestic cat), 1903 nucleotides long. RefSeq names its product sulfatase modifying factor 2 (gene SUMF2). NCBI's taxonomy places the organism in Eukaryota, Metazoa, Chordata, Mammalia, Carnivora, Felidae. Bases 456 to 1139 code for a protein of 227 amino acids. The transcript is spliced from 9 exons. The record is from RefSeq and is a predicted model, not a curated record. Gene Ontology annotation, cellular component: endoplasmic reticulum.
GCAUGGUCCAGCUACCAGGUGGGAGAUUCCAGAUGGGAACAAAUUCACCAGAUGGCAGAGAUGGUGAAGGGCCUGUCCGGGAGAUGACAGUAAAACCCUUUGCCAUUGAUAUAUUUCCUGUCACCAACAAAGAUUUCAGAUGGAGAUAAUCAUGUUCUGCCUCCCUCGCAUGAUUGUUGUGAGAGUGAGGAUGUGAUGAAGACCUUUCAGAAAACAGACCUGUUCCCCACCCUUAAAUAUUCUCAGCAGUUUUAUUCAUAAUCUCCAAAAGCUGGAGAUAACCCAAAUGACCUGCAAGUGGUGAAUGGAAAAGCAAAAUACAGAACCUCCACACAAUAAAAUGGUAUUCUGUAAACAGAGGAACAAACUAAUACUGGCAACAACGUGGGUGAUUCUCAGAAGCAUUAUGCUAAAUGGAAGAAGCCAGACUCUAAAGCUACAUACUGUAUGAUUUGAUGGAGUUUGUCAGGGAAAAAAAGUACCGGACAGAGGCUGAGAAGUUUGGGUGGAGUUUUGUCUUUGAGGACUUUGUCUCGGAUGAGCUUAGAAACAAAGUGGCCCAUCAGAUGGAGUCUGUUCUCUGGUGGCUUCCAGUGGAAAGGGCAUUCUGGAGACAGCCUGCAGGUCCUGGCUCUGGCAUCCGAGAGAGACUGGAGCUCCCAGUGGUACACGUGAGCUGGAAUGACGCUCGUGCCUACUGUGCUUGGAGGGGGAAACGGCUGCCCACCGAGGAAGAGUGGGAGUUUGCUGCCCGAGGGGGCUUGACGGGUCAGGCUUAUCCAUGGGGAAACCAGUUCCAGCCAAACCGCACCAACCUGUGGCAGGGAAAGUUCCCCAAGGGUGACAAAGCUGAGGAUGGCUUCCAUGGAGUCUCCCCAGUGAAUGCUUUCCCCCCACAGAAUAACUAUGGGCUCUAUGACCUCAUGGGCAACGUGUGGGAGUGGACGGCAUCACCGUACCCGACCACUGACCAGGACAUGCGUGUCCUCCGGGGGGCAUCCUGGAUCGACACAGCUGAUGGCUCCGCCAACCACCGGGCCCGGGUCACCACCAGGAUGGGCAACACUCCAGAUUCAGCCUCAGACAACCUUGGCUUCCGUUGUGCAUCCAGUGCAGGCCGACUGCCUGGGGAGUUGUGAACAGCUAUGCAGAGCCAAAGAGAAGAGCCCCAUGGUGCCCGUGUCACUCCCUGGCCACGUUCCAGACACAGCCAAACUCCAGACUCUUAAACUUUAGCCUCAGGAACGACAUCCUACUCCUCUUCCAUUCCUCUGUGGCAGGCAUCUCUCACCAGGCCAGGAGAGGACUCUAACCUCAGAGGAGGGUGCCACUGUCUCCUGGAGAAGGGGCCCAACUUAUUGAUUGUGGCCAAGAGCUGGGUGUUUCUCUUAGAGGUCAGAUAUUAACUGUAUAGGGCCCAGUACUCAAACAAUUGGGCCAGAGUGCUCUGAAAGGCACUUUGUUAAAAAUUUUAAAUCAAUGUUUAAUUCAGGGAUCCAGCAUUGUUUUCUCAAGGCAGAAUUUCCCCAUUUCUCUUUGUUUUCCAAGCAAAUUGCUGUAGAAGGAAAAUACUUCUUUCAUUCACCUCAUUUGUAGUGUUUCACAUGCCUCUGAAGGAACCUAAUUUCUGCUAACCGUACGUAGAAUGCAGUAACCAGGCUCUUUAAAGCACAAUGUCAGUCUUAAAAGGGUCUAGGGGAGCCGAAUUAUUUACCAGACAAAACUGUAUUGUGAGAGUCACAAAGUAAAUGAUAUUCCAGACAGACAAAUACCAGAACCUUCCCUUUCUAUUGUUAAUCAGAUCAGGGCUCCCAUAUGCCUCUAAACAUAGGUCCCUAGAAAAGAACCUGCUCCCAUGGUGCCACUGGAUGUUGUGAGGUCAGUAAAACCUCUUGUGAUUGUA